AUGGGGACCAUCCUGGAGGGUGCAACCAGGAGGACUUUGUCCAUCACCUUUUCUCUCCCUUCCAACCCAAACUCAGCUCUGGCUCUGCCCACUCUGGGGGUGGCAGGAAGGGAAACGCCUUUCCCUUGCGUGGAGGAAAAUGAAAGCAGCCACCGUCUUGCAGCUUGCACCAAGGUCCCCAUGGCUGCGCUGAGCCCCACCACUGAGCUCCCCAGUGAAGCCUCCUGCCCCAUCUGCCUGGAAUAUUUCCGAGACCCCGUCUCCAUCCACUGCGGUCAUAAUUUCUGCCGGGCGUGCAUCACUCGCUGCUGGGAAUGGUCCACGGUGAAUUUCUCCUGCCCGCAGUGCCGGGAGACGGCACCGGAGAGAAACCUUCGUCCCAGCCGAGAACUGGCGCGGGUGUUGGAAAUAGCCAAGAGGUUGAGUUUGCAGGCGGCCAGAGGGGAGACGGUGGAAGAGGAAGGUUGCAAGAAGCACUGGGAGCCUCUGAAGGUCUUCUGCAAAGAUGACAAAGCCUUCAUCUGCGUGAUUUGCCGGGAGUCCCGAGCACACCGCUCUCACACGAUGCUUCCCGUGCGGGAUGCUGUCCAAGAAUACAAGGGACAAAUCCAGGCGCAUCUGCAAGUCGUGAAGGAAGAGAGGGGCAAACUCCUGGGGAUUCGAGAGGCUGAAAUGAGGAGAAACUGGGAGUGUUUAGAGAAGACCGAAGCUGAGCGCCAGAGGGUUUUCUCCAAGUUCGAAGGGUUACGGCUCUUCCUGGAGGACCAUGCCCGUCACCUGCUGGCUCAGCUACGGGACCUGGAGAAGGACAUUGAGAAGACGCAGGAUGAAAACAUCACCUGCCUGACGAAGGAGAUCUCUCGUCUGGAUACCUUGAUCCAGGAGAUGGAGGAGAAGUGCCAGGAGCCAGAAAGCAAAUUCCUGCAGGACAUCAGCGGCACCUUGAGCAGGCUUGAAAAGGAGCAUUUCCAGCAACCUCCACUGCUUCUCCCAGAGCUGGAAAAGAAAAUCAGUCACUUCAGGGAGAAAAAUAUCGCUCUGGAGGAGACUCUGAGGAGCUUUCAAGACAUCCUGAUGUUUGAGCUGCCUGAAAAGAUGGAGGUGACCCUGGAUCCAUCCACCGCUCACCCCCAGCUCGUCGUGUCGGCGGACGGGAGGAGCGUGAGGUGGGAAGAGGUCCAGCAGGACACAUCUGCUGAGGGGUUUGGCACUGACCCCUGCGUGCUGGGCUGUGAGGGUCUCACCUUGGGGAGAUGCUGCUGGGAGGUAGAGGUGACACCCAAAGGCUCCUGGGCUGUGGGGGUGGCCAAGGAGUCCCUGAAGAGGAGGGAAGAGACUACUGCGAGCCCUGAGAUGGAGCUCUGGUCAAUGGGUCUCUGUGAGGGUCAGUUUUGGGCUCUCACCUCCCUUGAGCGUAUCCCACUGUAUCAGAUCCAGGUCCCCAGGAGGGUCCGAGUCUCCCUGGACUAUGAAAAUGGUCAGGUGGCAUUUUUUGAUGCUGAUAAGAGAGCCCUGAUAUUCACGUUCCCAGCCGCUUCAUUUAAAGGGGAGAGAGUUUAUCCCUGGUUCCUGGUGUGGAGCGAGGGAUCUCAGAUCGCUUUGUGUCCCUGAAGCUCUCCUUUCUUCCCCAAACACAACUUGAUGUCCCAAACAUCCCUAUUUCCAUCACUUUGGAGGAUUUCUCUCUUCUAAAGUCCCAGCCGGCCUUUUUUUUGGCCUCUCUUCCCAUCCUCAGUGAUGCCAAAGCGCUGAGCGUUUCAUUUUGGGUUGGUAUCCCAGACGAUCAUCUCCAAACCGGGGCAUCGGAUGGAGCCACAUCUGCCCCACAGCUUCCUUGGCUGCUUCUCCAACCUCAUGGUUUUAGAUGAAGUAAAAGUGU
Molecule: messenger RNA, 1879 nt
Organism: Cuculus canorus (common cuckoo)
Lineage: Eukaryota; Metazoa; Chordata; Aves; Cuculiformes; Cuculidae
Product: E3 ubiquitin-protein ligase TRIM7
Exons: 7
Coding region: 1-1611 (536 amino acids)
Molecular function (GO): zinc ion binding; protein binding
Source: RefSeq, a predicted model, not a curated record